AUAUAAAGCCUGGCAGGCGGGUAAAACAGCAACAAGCGACAAAAUGAAAUUCGCUUUGCUAACAGCAGUCGUUGCAGCCGUUCUGGCCACCCAAACAGCCAGCGCCGAAUGGGGCAUGCCCGGAGGCGGUGCAGGAGCCGGGGGCGGCGCAGGCGGCAGUGCGGGAAUAGGAGCCAAUGCGGGAUUCGGCUUUGGAAUGAAUGGGGGAGUGGGCGGCCAAGGGGGCGCAGGCGGCGGGGGCGGCGCCAAGGGCGGGGCCGACGGUGGCACCCAAGAAUAAACAAAACGUUGUCUUGAGGCGAAUAAAUACUUAAUUACUGCAAAAAAA
Dendroctonus ponderosae (mountain pine beetle) is the source of this 328-nucleotide messenger RNA. Its product is annotated as glycine-rich protein 5. The record is from RefSeq and is a predicted model, not a curated record. NCBI's taxonomy places the organism in Eukaryota, Metazoa, Arthropoda, Insecta, Coleoptera, Curculionidae. The transcript has 2 exons. Bases 44 to 280 code for a protein of 78 amino acids.